AUGGGCUGCAAUAAUGUCCGGUCAGCUACGGAUUAUUAUGGGCCAAAAGAGAAGAUUGAAGAAGGAGCAAAAUUUAAGGAUCUUUUGGAUAAGGCUUUAGCUGUAAAUCCUAAGGAACAUUCAAUUCUACAUAUGCGUGGGCGUUACGCGUUUUCAGUCGCUAGCCUUUCGUGGGUGGAACGAAAAGCCGCUGCUAUAUUCUAUGCCACACCUCCCACUGCUACAAUGGAAGAAGCAUUGAACGACUUUUUGGCUGCAGAAGAAGUAGAACCAAUAUGGAUAGAGAAUCUAAUCUGUAUCAUACGAAUUUACCAUGCAAAAAGUGACAAGGAGAACGUCAAAAAGUACUGCAACAAAUUACUUGCCAUUACACCAAUAGACGAGGAAGAACGUGAGAGAGUGCAGGAAGCUCAGAAAAUAUUAUCAAAGUAUUAGGACGAGAUUACAACUUUGAAUCACUGGACUACAUAAAUUUAGAUAGAGUUU
This is a messenger RNA of Cylicocyclus nassatus, 486 nucleotides long. The record is from the annotation of a GenBank genome assembly. Lineage: Eukaryota; Metazoa; Nematoda; Chromadorea; Rhabditida; Strongylidae.